UGUCAGUAUGUUUGAUAUUAGAGAGUCGUCUGCGUUAUAUUCCUUAAAUGCAUCACGGAUUUUAAUCAGACGAUCACAGGUAAUGGCACAAACGGGGCACGAAAUCGGCAAAGUGUGUGGUACCACUGGAGGCGCUGAUGAAGAAACUGAUGAAGACAAUGAAGAGGGUGGAAACAUUGUGGUUGUAAGGUUAACAACCUCUUGUGAAGGUAAAAUUAAAGAUGAUGCGUCGGAGGGGGCAGCAGCGAAAGAAGGCGCAGAGGAAGCAGCAGCAGGCGAAUACGCAGAGGAGGCAGUAGCGGAUGAAAGUGCAGAUGAAGCGGCAGCGGAUGAAAACUCAGAGGAGGCAGCGGACGAAAACGCAGAGAAGGCAGCGGGCGAAGGCAUAGAGGAGGCAGCGGAUGAAGGUACAGAGGAGGCAGCAGCGGAAAAAGUCUUAGCUAGGAAUAGCAGAUGA
Messenger RNA from Racocetra persica, 457 nucleotides. Lineage: Eukaryota; Fungi; Glomeromycota; Glomeromycetes; Diversisporales; Gigasporaceae. The record is from the annotation of a GenBank genome assembly.